AUCAAUUCUUUGUUAUCAUCAUCAUUAUUAAUGUGAAACACUACACACACACAGUGACAAUAAUUAUGGCAACAAUCAAAAAUAUUGAUUGUAUAAUUGAAAUAUUGAAAAAUUUAUCAAUUAAUGAUCGUGAACAAUGUCGUCAAAUUUCGACAAUAUGGAAUUGGUCAGCAAAUUGUUUAGCAUUGAUACAAUCCGAAUUGAAUAUCCAGGGUUAUGAUCGUCAUUAUCAAUGUCGAAAACAUUUACAUUUACAACAACGACAAUAUCGACCACAAAAUACUAUUUUCGGUGAAGAUGUUGAUGAUAAUGAUUUUCAAAUAUCAAACAAUAAUUUAAAUACAAUAAAAUGGCCAUAUCCAUUUAUACGUUAUCAAUGUUAUUGUUUAAUGUUGAAACGUUUUCCAAAUCUUCGUACCAUCCGAUUUGAAUCAAUAAAUCAUUGGAAUGAUCAUAUGAUUGAAGAAUUAAUUAUUAAUUGUCCACGAUUACAAUCAAUUUCAUUUAUUCAAUGUCAUGGUGUUGGUCGUAGUCGUAUGGAUGAAUCAAAUCAUAUAAACCUUACAUAUAAUGGUUGGCAACGAAUGAUCACUACAUUUGGUCAACAAAUUCAUACAUUGAUUCUUAAAGAUUGUCAAAUUGAUGAACGUCAAUUGGCUAUUAUUAUUAAUGGAUUUCGACAAUUAAUACGAUUAGAUAUAACAGAUAAUCGUUUGGAACAAGCAACAGCAUUAAGUAAUUUAUCAUCAACAAUUCGAUCAUUAUCAUUAGGAAAUUAUUUAUCAUCGGAAACAACAAUUAUCAAUGACAAUCAUAAUCAUAAUCAUAAUGAUGUUCAAUAUAUACCAAUAUUAUCAAUUGUUUCGGGUCCUGGCUGUCAAUCAAUAACAGAAUUAUUUGUACAAGGUUAUAUUGAUAAUCAAUUUCCAUUAAUUGAACGUAUGAAACAAUUACAACGAUUAACAAUACAUUUUUGGCGUACAUUAUUUGAUGAACAUGAUUCAAUACAAUGUUUAUCAUCGAUUCGUCAUUUAAGCCAAUUACGUUGUUUAGAAAUUUAUCAUCAUAAUACACAUGAUACAUCAUUAUCAAUGAAUAAAGAAGUGUUACAAAUAUUACGUGGUUGUCCAAAUUUGGAACGUUUUGUAUUUGAUUCGAAAAAUGGUUUCGAAUGUCCAUUCAAUGAUCGAACAUUCGAACAUAUGCGCGAGUAUUGUCCAAAAAUGACAUGUUUAGCUAUAAAUCCGGGUGAUUUUUCAACAACAAAUAAUGCUUUACAAAUAUUAUCAACAUUUCCACAAUUACAACGAUUACAAUUAAUUGAUUUUCCAUCAAUAAAUCAAUUGGGAAUUUUAGCCCUAUUAAAUCGAUCCAAAACAAUAACCGAUUUAAUUGUACGUGAUUGUUGUCAUAUUGAACAACCGGAAAAAUUUAUUCAAUCAAUAAUCGAUAUUCAUCGAAAAGAUCCAUUACGUCGUUUAAACAUACAAAUAUCACAAUCAUCAACAUCAUAUCGUUUUAUAUCAACGAAACCUGUGAUUCAUUCAAUCAAUUUACCUGAAAAUAAUCCCAAUCUAACCAUAACCAUAUCACAACCAUUAUCAUCAUCAUUUUCGUCAUCAUCAUCAUCAUCAUCAUCAUCAAUAUUACAACAAUCAAAAUAUUUUCAAUAUGCAUAUCGAUUAUUUGAUCAUUCAAAUUAUCAAUUUAUUCAAACAAUAUUAACAAUACCGGAUAUUAUAUUAAAUGGAAUGAAAAUUCUAUCCACAUUAACUAUAAUAUCAUUAGUUUUUAUACUUUAUUUUUUACAAUCAUUAUAUUCAUCUUGUAUGGAACGAUCAUUUUCAUUUGGAACAACAAUCAUUCCAUCAUCAUCAUCAUCUCAACAACAACAACAACAGCAACGCGAGCAAAAUCAUCGAUCAUCCUCAUCAAUAUUCAAAACCGAAUCAUCGAUAAAUUUCAUGUACAUCAUAUCAUUCAUUGCAUCAAUAUCAUUUUUAUAUUUAAUAACAAAAUUAUGUUUUUUAAUCAUAACACAAUCAUAUUCAUUUCUGUUGAAUUUAUAA
Dermatophagoides pteronyssinus (European house dust mite) is the source of this 2069-nucleotide messenger RNA. RefSeq lists its product as uncharacterized. Gene Ontology annotation, biological process: SCF-dependent proteasomal ubiquitin-dependent protein catabolic process. NCBI's taxonomy places the organism in Eukaryota, Metazoa, Arthropoda, Arachnida, Sarcoptiformes, Pyroglyphidae. Gene Ontology annotation, cellular component: SCF ubiquitin ligase complex. The record is from RefSeq and is a predicted model, not a curated record.